GCGGGCCGCGCCGGGCUGCAGUCGAGGCGCCGGGAGCGGAACGCGGUGCGGCCGGCUUCGGAACCGAGCCGGGCAUGGAGAGGCGGCCCUGGGCCGGGGCGGGCAGCGGGGCGUGCGGCGUGGCUGAGCCCGAGUGCUGAGGGGCGGCGGCGCCUCCUCGGAGUCGUGCGCGGCGAAGGAGCCGCCGCCUCCUCCUCCCUCUGGCCGGCGCGGGCUGCGAGCGGGAUGAGCGCGGGGCCCUGAGCGGCCGCCGGAGCGCCCCGAGCUCCCGCAGCCUCCCCGGGCCGGCGGACCGCGCUGUGCCGGGACGUGCCGCCGCUUCCCUGGCUCCUCCCAUGGCAUGAGCCCGGGCUCUCCUCCCCUCGCCGCCCGCUCGCGGUCUCUCUCCUUUCCUGGGCUGUCAGAUGGGAUAACGCGCUCCCGCCGGAAGGCGAAGAUGGGCCCGCGCUGGGCUCGGCGGCGGCGGAGCGGCGGCGGCUCCGCGCUGCUGCUGCUGCUGGGGCACUGCUGGCUGUGGGCGGCCGGCGCCGACGACAACGGCAGCCAGCUGUCGUAUUACACGGCCCUCAUCAACGUGACGGUGCUGAGCCCCGAGCGGGGCGGCCCCACGCUGCUCCGGAUCGACCGCGGCCGCUACGGGCAGGAUUCGCCCAAGGUGGAGGUGAAGGGCCUGCUGGUGACCCCGGUGCCCAUCAACGGAGUUGCAGAUCGCCUGGGCUGUGACCCUCGGACGCGUUUCCAAGUCCCUCCCAACACCAAGCAGUGGAUCGCUCUGCUGCAGCGAGGGAACUGUACCUUCCGAGAGAAAAUCCUGCGCGCAGCUUCGCACAAUGCCACCGCCGUGGUCAUCUACAACAAUAUAUCCAGCGAGGAGCCCGUCACCAUGACUCAUCAAGGAACUGGAGACAUUGUUGCUGUAAUGAUUACAGAAUCAAAAGUGAAGGAGAUCCUGAAUUACUUGGAAAAGAACAUCUCUGUCCUGAUGGCCAUAGCAGUGGGUUCCCGUGUUCCUCUAAAGAACUUCAGUCGGGGCUCCCUAGUCUUUGUGUCAAUAUCUUUCAUUGUUUUGAUGAUAAUUUCUUCAGCGUGGUUAAUAUUUUACUUCAUCCAGAAGAUCAGGUACACGAGUGCACGUGAUAGGAAUCAGCGUCGCCUUGGAGAUGCUGCCAAGAAAGCUGUUGGUAAACUCACAACCAGGACAGUAAAGAAGGGAGAUAAGGAGACAGACCCAGACUUUGAUCAUUGUGCUGUCUGCAUUGAGAGUUACAAGCAGAACGAUGUUGUUCGCAUUUUACCGUGCAAGCAUGUUUUUCACAAAGCCUGCGUGGACCCGUGGCUCAGUGAGCACUGUACGUGUCCAAUGUGUAAACUGAACAUUUUGAAGGCCCUGGGAAUUGUGCCCAAUGUGCCGUGCACAGAUAACGUGGCCUUUGACAUGGAGAGGCUCAGCAGAAGCCAGCCCGCCAGCAGGCGCUCAGCGCUCGGCGACUUCGCCAACGACAGCUCCCUGAGCCUGGAGCCCCUGCGCACCUCCGGCAUGUCGCAGCUUCCCCAGGAUGGGGAGCUCACUCCGAGGUCGGGAGAGAUCAACAUUGCUGUAACAAGCAGUCACUUCUUUCAUCGCAAUUCUCUGUCCCCUCGAAGUCUGGUCUACGAGAGCGAAUUCUCCACCAUCGAGCCUGCUUUGGACAUGUAUGACGAGAACAAAACCUGAAAGGAAUGCACAUUCCUUCCUGGCCCUCUUUCUGUUGUUUUCAUUUCUCAUUCCUAUUGUUGUGUACUCUUUCCAUGGAUCUCCUUUGUCUGAAGAAGAGCUGCUUUUUCCAGAACACGAGCCUGCCUUCUAGGUCACGGAGAUGAAGACAGCUGUGGUGGUUUCUGCGGGUGGCACCUCCGAGCGCAAGCAAGGUUGUCUGAUGGAAGUUGCUGAGUAACAGCAUGGGAGCUGUGUGGGCCCGGCCUCGGCGGUGCGGAAGAGGCUUUGCGGUGGUCCUAAGAGUUUGUUUUGUACUCAAAUGCGUCUCCUCAACAGGGGUAUGCUGGUUUUAAUGGUCCGAAUUGUUGGGCAGAGUCAGAAAGGGAACUAGUUGCAAAGGAGCUGGCCGGUGACUGGUAAAAGCACUCCGUAUAGCUUGGUCAACCCAUAACCUUACUGUGAAAUAUCCCCUUCCAAGAGGGACCUUCCAAGUGCGUUGAGUUUCCAACGACCUGCUCACCCCUGGGCGGCAGCACGCCGGUCUGACGUUAUGCAGCAGAGAGGCCCUGUGUUUGCAGAAAGAUUUCGAGGAACUUGAUGCUUCCGUUUGUUGUUUUUUUUCUCCAUUUCUACUGAAGCAGGAGAAAAGUGGCCUCCACAGAAUACAUUUUUGGUCCUUCCGUGUGCUCCAGUCACGUGAGUCUCUUUCUACAGAGAGGACGUUCACCGAACCAGCACUUGAUCUACCUUAAAACCAUUAGACUUUUUGAAAUAUGCAGGAAUCUAAUUAGCUUUCUUUCUUGCUUUACUUUUCUUUUCGGAGGGGUUUAAAAAAAUCCACCAAAUUUUUCACUGAGGUUUUUUAAAAGCCAGCACGUUGGCGUUACACAGAGAAAAGAAGAGAGGUAAGCUUCUUAUCCUGUUCUCACGUUGAGAUCUGCAACGGUUAACCAACAAACACGUUCUCCAGGCCAUGCCCUUUCCCACUGACAUCAAUACGUGAAUGCAGAAAGCAGAGGAAUAAAGGAAAGCAGCGACUGCUUUGGGACUCAGCAUGAAAAAUCCAUUUUUACUGGAGCAUGCCAGAAGCAGUGGGGAAAUAGAGAUUGGUUUCAAGCUUCUGAAUGUAUAACAUGGAGAUGGAAAGCUGAGUUCAGCCAUCCAUAGAGCUCCUCACAUGAGCAGACGUGGAGAGUGAGGACUCCUGCUCUGUUUCCUCCUGGACAAUGCAGAGCUGUUUGAACAUUAACAUUUUCUCCAUUGCAGUCUCAGUUACUGUAGAUGUAGAAAUGCGUUUGUGUCCUUGUAAGGUGAAACACAGCUUCGCUCUGUAUAGGAAACUGAGAAAUCUGUAAGUCUAAAAGAAAGGUAGGUAAGGCAUUUCCUGCCAUGCUUUAAUUUUGUCAGAUUUUGCUACAAAAGUUCCCCUGCUCGUUUUUUAAUUUUGACUGUACAGUGGUCUGCUGACGUGCAUCCUUACCUGAAGCGUGGCUCAGCUGUGUCUUUAACACAGACGUUUAAGAGAAAAAGAAAAACCCAGCUCUGCAAAACGAGGAAACGAUCCUAUUCACAGAGUAUGUUCUGUUGCUGUGUGUCAGCUUCAUUUAACCUGGUAAUUCAAGGAUGGGUGGUGUGAAGGUUAGAGAGAUUUUUCUCGUAAUACCAUUUCCAUUUACCCUAUGCACUUUUAUUGCAACCCAGCCAACUUUAGAGGCCUGCUUACACCCCAGGCUUUUCAAGAGCACAACUUCAAUGCCACCUUCCCCAACCAAGUGGUGAGGAUGUGGAGCCCCUUUGCUGGGACGGAGUGGGUUGUUUGGCUGCAGGCAUUGCUUUGCUGCUCCACGUGGCAGCUGUGUGCACGGGGAUGGGGUGCAGGUUGAGCAACCCUGACUUCAUCAUCACAUCUUCCAGGCAGUGGGCAGGGCGCUUCCGAACAGAGACAUCCGGAAGUAAAACACCAUUGCUCCAGGGUGUCUUAGGGCUUGUUUUUGUCAGUGUUGAGUAGUCGGGUUGCAAAAAGCUGUGCUCGGGUGUUUGUAGUUAAACAGAGUGAGGCAUUGUGGCUCCUGCUGGAGCUGCCAGGAUGGGAUGGGAUGGGAUGGGAUGGGAUGGGAUGGGAUGGGAUGCUCACCGUGGUGCAUUUUCCCUACGCAGAAGCGCCCAAGAGGUGCCUUGUGCCACAGAGCAGAGUGGCCACAGUUCUGGCAUUAACACCAGCAAGGCAGUGUGCAGAGCGGGCUGUGGGAGCCCUGCUGGCUGCUCGGGACGUGCUGUGUGCUGGGCACCCCUGGGCACUGCCCUGUGCCUGGGCACGGCUCCGUCACCUCCGGCGCUGGGGCAGCAUCAGGAAGUUCCCGCACUGCUUCCUGUUGUGCUUGGCUUCCUCAGUGCAGGGCUGGGUUUUGUUUUGAACAAAGCAGUCAGCUUUGUGCCAGAGUAGAGGAGGACAGCUCAAAAGCAGAUGGAAAUUAAAACGAGCAUUAGCGACUACAGAGCCCUAAAUGGCAAAUGAAUAAAUAAUGCCAUUGUAUUUGGUUAAAUCUCCCUACUUCUAAACUACCUUUUCAGAGGAGCGGGGAACAAGAGCUGUCUCCGAUGGUGCUGACUGGGGUCUGACGUGGUGAGGAGAGGUCCCACCUUUGGGUUGACUAGCUGAUCUUUUCCAGCCUUAGUGUUUCUCUGAGAGGCAGCUGGGGCUGACGGUUGUGCAAUGGACGUUGUGGGUUUGGAAGGUCUUGCAACACUGGAAACAUUAAGUCUGGUUGAAGCAACUGAUCCCUACGUGCGUGCUGGGACGUGCCGUGCCAGGCACUUGUGUACUGUAUUGUAGUUAGGAUGGGAAAGAGGCAGCACAGCAGCAUGGGUGAUUUUUCUGGGCUGUGCUGGUAAGUUUGAGAUGUUCCUUUUCAUAUUAAUCAGUAUAUUUGAAAAAAAAAAAUGCUUGAUGAGCAUCUUUGUUCUUGUCCUACUGUGGUGGUGCUGUGUGUGGUCAUUUCAUAGAUGUAAGGUAGAUGGCAGUCUACCCGGAGCUGUGGUGUCGGUAUCUUGGGAAAUGAUUUUCUACGUUUCGAAAACAAAAGUGUUUUUUUAUCAGAAAGCCUCAAUUUUAUGGAUUCUACCUACAAAAAAAGAGCCCUUUUAUGUUUCUCUGAGCGAUCUGAACGCGCUGCUCCACCAUCCCUUUCCCUUUUCCACGUCUCCUGUUUUUGAAAGUUCUGCAUGUUCCCAUAAGACAUUUGUAAAAUUGAGGUUUGUUUGUGUUCUUAGAGGAUAACUGCCAGUAAAAAACAGACUGUAAGUGUGCUUUUUACCUAUAGUACUAACAUGAAAUAUUACAUUUGAAGCAUGUUAAAAUUUACUUAAUGCCACUCAUGAGUGCUCCCUAUGUAAGCUCACUUGUUGGUGCCUGUUUGCACUGCCCCAUUGCUUCUAGGAUGCUUGCCUCGGCAUGUGAGGGCGAUUUAGGAAUAGCCAGAUAUCCUACAUAAGCCAAAGAAAGACAAGUAGUUAAAUACAUGUGUUUAGUACUCUCCUAUGGGAUUUCUGCACAUCUGUUUUGUUUGGAUACGAAGGAUGGGGCAGCAGGGCUGAGCUGACUUACAGGGCUGUGCUUCCUGGAGGGCGCAUUGACUAAACUGUUAAAGCACAUCUAUGUUUUUGCUCUGCUAAUAAUCAUCUGGUUUUACAACAAGGGAAGUUGCACGGCUCAAAGGUGGGGCUGCCGUGCUGCUCCCAGCCCCGAGGUCCCCAUCACUCCAAGGCUGGCAGGCAAUGCUCUGCUCCUUAUCCCCCCUCCUGCACAUCCAUGCGUGGCCUCGUUUUCCAGCCUUAGCCAUGGAGAAGAGCGUGUGCCGUGCUGUGACAGCUUGCUUAUGUGUUGUUAUAUUUAAAAAUCUCAUCGCUCCUUUUCCUUUUUUCUGCUGUAAGGGCAGAGCAGGGGAGGGCGGAGAGAUGCCCCAGCUACCUGCACUGGGGGAAAAUCAGGAGAAAGCUGCUUGGAAAUACCUUGGAAAUAAUCAAAGAAAGUGUGAUACCUGCACUUGUUGGGCUCACCUCCAGAACGGGCAGGGGGGGCUGCAUGGGGUGGGGGCUGCUGCUCAGCGGCACGUUUGGCACAACCUGCAUGGAGCUGAGUGCUUGUGCUGUGUGCUGAGGGCUGCCUGUUUGUUCUUUGUACAGUAAUGCCUGCGGUCUCCAGGUGUUGGGGGACCCUUGGCAUAAAGUGUUGCCCCCAAAGCUUAAUAACUAAGCGUUAAUAUUCCUGCAAAGCAAGGAGUGCGUAGGAUUUUGUUAAAAGUUAGAGCUGUUGAGAGUGAUUUCACUGCAAAUCUGAGGUGUAACUGGGGUGGAGGGGGGAUUUCACAGCCCAAAGGCACAGCCCUCCCCAGCAGCACCUUCUUGUGGCCACAGCUCCAUCUAUGCACUGCAUCCACCAGAACGGGGCAGAGAAAUCCAGGGCUGCCUUUGGGACUUGGGGCAUAGCAGCAAAUGGGGAACAAAACUACAAACACCAUUGGUGUGUGUGCAAAAAAACAGCAUGCUGGGCUGGUCGCUGCAGGGUGAGCGCUCGGCGCGUCGCUCCGGCCCUCGGGAGGCUCACUUGGAACUCCCUGACCUAUUUCGAUGUAAGUAUAACACUGUAUUGUAGUUACGUGGUAUAUGCCAAUAUGUUAAUAGUGUAUACCUAUUAGGGUUUGCUAAUGUACUACAUUUCAAUAAAAAGCAAUUUGAAAGAG
Tympanuchus pallidicinctus (lesser prairie-chicken) is the source of this 6435-nucleotide messenger RNA. RefSeq names its product ring finger protein 130 (gene RNF130). The record is from RefSeq and is a predicted model, not a curated record. Bases 341 to 1714 code for a protein of 457 amino acids. The transcript has 8 exons. NCBI's taxonomy places the organism in Eukaryota, Metazoa, Chordata, Aves, Galliformes, Phasianidae.